This is a messenger RNA of Carassius auratus (goldfish), 2541 nucleotides long. Its product is annotated as transcription factor E2F1-like. The coding region runs from base 1017 to 2294 and encodes 425 amino acids. The record is from RefSeq and is a predicted model, not a curated record. Gene Ontology annotation, molecular function: protein dimerization activity; DNA-binding transcription factor activity, RNA polymerase II-specific; RNA polymerase II cis-regulatory region sequence-specific DNA binding. Gene Ontology annotation, cellular component: Rb-E2F complex. Lineage: Eukaryota; Metazoa; Chordata; Actinopteri; Cypriniformes; Cyprinidae. The transcript is spliced from 7 exons. Gene Ontology annotation, biological process: regulation of transcription by RNA polymerase II.
AAAAAAACACAAAAAGAUAGUAAACGUGUCGUCUUUGAGUGACAGAUGCUUCAGCCAACCAGCGGCCUGGGAACUCUGACGCAUAGCGCGACGGACGCGAGUUAUCAGCCAAUCAGCGCGCGGCACGCUGACACGUGCCAGUUUCGCGGCAAAAAAGAUUUGGCGCGUAAACUUCUGAGCAGGUUCCGAUCAGCUGGAACUAAAAAAAAAAAACAACAACACAACAACAACAGAAGCGAUUCCGGGAGCGGACCGCGCCUUUCUCCUGCUUCGAUGGAUUUAUGCGUUAAAUGAGCGAGAAUCUGGAUGUUAUUCGGAGUGAAUGACUAUACUUCCUGGAUGGAGUCAUCAAAAAGGACAAAAGCGGAGGAUAUUUUGGAUUAAAGUGUCAGAUUCGAACAGAAACUGUACUUGGUCUUUGUUCCGCAUCCAGCUCGGGUUAUAUCAUUAUAUUUACUUUGUUUACCAGUAUAUUUAAACGCUUAUAAUUUGUUUACCAGUGCUUAUGUAAAAACAAACUAUUUUACUUACAUCGUCAGUAAUUUGAGGAUUAAUAUUGAAUUGUUUCAUGUUCCAUGCACUUUAGAGAUUGAAAUUGCAUUGCUAUUUGUAUAUGAUUAUCUUUAUUUAUUAUGCACUGUGUGUGUUAUGCUUUUUAGCCGUUUUCAAAGCACUUCCUUAAAAUAACUAUAAACUGAAAAUGCAUGUAAACUAUAGCUAUGUUUCUAAACAGCAUGCAUGAUCUCAUUCUUAAGCUUUAUUAAUUUAAAUUUGUUUUUUUGUUCUGUAAACUGAAGUUGACCUACAUUCAGGCCUUGUUGUGGUUUGGGAGUCUCACCCUUGUAUUCAGUCUAGGCCUGUUUUUAACAUGUUGUUGAAUGUCAGAACGUGGCUUAUCCAGCUCUACUCUGUCCCACCCAUGGCUUAUUGAAAGGCAGUCGGUUUCCAUGCAUUGAAAGCCAUUAGGAUUGCAAAUAAACCCAGAGACUGAGUGACCCCUGCUGUUUUAGCCCGAUAUGUCUGAGAGUUUUAUAUCGGGCCAGACCUCGGAGGACCUGCUGGUGGAUUUUGAGUCUCUCCUGAACAGUGGCAGCAUCGAUCUCAGUGAAGAUCAUCAAAUUGUCAUCAUCUCCACACCUGGCACCGCCUCGGCCAGCAAUGCAAACGGCGAUAUCUUGCUGUUUGCCACCCCUCAUCACACCACCACUUCCACUACGACCCUUCCGGACCACCGGAGACCCACUUUGGGACGGCCUCCGGUGAAGAGGAAGUUGGAUUUGGACAGCGAUCAUCAGUACAUUUGCACAUCCCGACCUGCUUCACAUGGACCAGAACCUCCAGCCACACCCGCGCCUCCCAGAGGUAAAACAUUUGUUAAAAUAUCCCGCUACGACACGUCUCUGAAUCUGACCACCAAACGCUUCCUGGAUCUCCUGGCUCAGUCUCCAGACGGCGUGGUCGACCUGAACUGGGCGUCUCAGGUGCUGGACGUCCAGAAACGGCGCAUCUACGACAUCACCAACGUCCUGGAGGGCAUCCACCUGAUCUCCAAGAAGUCCAAGAACAACAUUCAGUGGCUGGGGAACCGUAUCGACGGGGCGUCCGUGGCCAGGUUUCAGACGCUACAGAGGGAGGUUUCCGAACUGACGGAGGCCGAGGAGAAACUCGACGAGCUCAUUAACAAAUGCAGCUUACAGCUACGACUCCUCACAGAAGACACGCACAACAAGAAGCUGGGGUACGUCAGAUGUCAGGACCUGCGUAACACGGUGAACCCGGCGGAUCAGAUCAUCAUGGUGAUUCGUGCUCCGCCGGAGACGCAGAUGCAGGUGUCUGAACCCACUGAGGGUUACCAGAUCUCACUAAAGAGCUCCAGAGGCCCAAUCGACGUGUUUCUGUGUCCGGAGGACAGUUCUGGGGUCUGCAGUCCCGUCACUGAUUGUAGUCCGGAGAAAUCGUCCGAUCUCGUCUCGCAGGAAGUGACAUCAUCAACACCGUCUACUCUCCCUAGCUCCUCCCCUUUGCCUCUGGGUGCUGACUCAGAAUCAUUUUUGGACUCGGACCCAUUUUCUGGCAUUUGUGCGAUGCCAGAUUUUGAUUUGUCUCCUUUGGACUCGUCGGACUUCCUCCUGGAGCGCGGCGGGGCGGGGGACGCCAUCGGUCUCCCGCUGGACGGUUUCAUCUGUCUGUCUCCGCCACACAACCAGGACUAUCACUUCGGCCUGGAGGAUCACGAGGGCGUCAGCGAGCUGUUCGACUGUGACUUCAGCGACCUCGGCCCUCUGGAGUUCUGACAGACGGAUCCCAGCAUCGGUUUCUCAGUCUGAACAGGAAACUGAUUCCACUUCGCUUUUGAAUUCAGAUUCGCUCGGAGGUCUCUGAGCACCGCCAUUUAAUUUAUUAAUAGAAACAAGUCACCUUUAAAGGAAUCGUUUACUAGAAAUGAGUGUUUGCUGAAAAUGUCCUCACCCUCAGGUGAUUCGAGUUUGUUUCUUCAUCAGAUUUGGAGAAAUGCAGCAUUGCAUCAGUGUCUCAUAAACU